This is a messenger RNA of Callorhinchus milii (elephant shark), 1162 nucleotides long. RefSeq names its product twisted gastrulation BMP signaling modulator 1a (gene twsg1a). Gene Ontology annotation, biological process: regulation of BMP signaling pathway. Lineage: Eukaryota; Metazoa; Chordata; Chondrichthyes; Chimaeriformes; Callorhinchidae. The record is from RefSeq and is a predicted model, not a curated record.
GAACUGUGUCAGUGUCGGCCUAUAGAUGGGAACUGCUCUUGCUGUAAGGAAUGCAUGCUGUGUUUGGGCACCUUGUGGGACGAGUGCUGUGACUGCGUAGGGAUGUGCAACCCCAGGAACUACAGCGACACUCCCCCGACCUCCAAGAGCACGGUGGAGGAGCUGCAGGAUCCCAUCCCCUCCUUGUUCCGCGCCCUGACAGAGGGAGAUUCGCACCUUCACUGGAACAUCGUGUCCUUCCCCGUCUCCGAGGAGCUCUCCUACCACGAGAACCUGGUCUCCUUCCUGGAAACCCUGGACCUGGCUCAGCUACAGAACGUAUCACUGCCGGAGAACAACCCUCAUUCACAGCUCGAAAGCGAGAAAGAGCCGCUCUGCACAGUGGUCUACUUCGAUGACUGCAUGUCCAUCCACCAGUGCAAGAAUUCCUGCGAGUCCAUGGGCGCAUCAAAGUACAGGUGGUUUCACAAUGCCUGCUGCGAAUGUGUGGGUCCUGACUGCAUCGAUUAUGGCAGCAAGGUGGUCAAAUGCAUGAACUGCACCUUUUGAAGACAGGAACUGCGCAAAAUAUGCUUGCAACGGAGUGUAUCGCACAGCCCUCGCUAGACGUGGAGAUCUUUUUUUCCGUGACUUGUUUUUAAUGGGAAAUAAUAAAGAGGAUGGGAGGGAGGGAGAAAGAAAGAAAGAAAAAAAUCAGGGAGGACACCUGAUUGAAUUGUGUGUAACGGCUCCAGAGCAAGAAAAGAUUGAUGGUGAAAUUCUUGUUAAAUGAGGUUUUGUGCUUUUUAAAAAAUAUAUUUUUUUAAAGGUUUCUCUCCCCGCCCCUCCUCCCCCUGGCUAAAACUCUGCACUUCCUUCAUUUUUACGCUUAAGAAUGUAUAUGUAGAUCAGAUGUCAGGCAGUUGAAGCAGAUGCAAGUCUUUCUAAAAUCGCUUGUCAGGACUUUUUUUUAUUAAAAAGGAGUAUUUCUACAACGGAUCUUUUGUAAUUUAAACAAAAAAAUGUGCCCCGUUUAAAAACAAAUUGUGCCGAGGUAUGUAGAUAUUCACAUGAUGUAGAUUUACUGUCAUUAAAUUGAUGCUUUCCUGAUGUAUUCCUCCACCAGCUACUUACUCAAAAGUCAUUUUCGUGCUGAAUAAAUUGUUGUGUUACGACGGGGGAA